UGGUUUCAGUCCUGCGAGCAGUUCAGACCCAGGGCUCAACAGUGGUCCAAAGUCACGUUCAUCCAACUGCACCCAUGACUUCAACCCAAGGACAGCAGCAGUUUCAGCGACUGAAGGUUGAAGAUGCCUUGUCUUAUCUGGAUCAAGUGAAGCGGAAGUUUGGGAAUCAGCCACAAGUUUAUAAUGAUUUCCUUGAUAUUAUGAAGGAGUUUAAGUCACAGAGCAUAGACACUCCUGGAGUCAUCAACCGCGUGUCCCAGCUUUUCAAAGGCCACCCAGACCUCAUUAUGGGCUUUAACACUUUCUUGCCGCCCAGGUAUAAGAUUGAGGUUCAAACAAACGAUCUAGUCAAUGUGACCACGCCAGGUCAGAUCCACUGCAUCACCUGCAAGUGGAGGAACCAGCUAGCCUUCAAGCCACACCCAGCACCAGAGUCUGCCACAGGCUGGCCCGCACACUACUACCACCACUAACACACCCAUGCCAACACAACCUGCUCCAAAUAAAACCAGUAAGCUCCAGAACAGACCUCAGCAAUGGCAGCAGGAGUGAUUUUGACAACUGUCAGCAUAUUUCUUCAAAACAUCUUCCUUUACUGAACCUGCUGCUAGAUGAUGAUCUGUAAUAACACGUAGCACUACAUUUGUCUGUUUGAGAUGUUUUUGCUUGCAUCCUGUCAGCUUUAUACUACUUCCACUUUCUUCUUUCCAUCAUGCAUGUACCCUUAAUCUUUAUCUUAAUUAAAAUGGCAUCCAAGCCUGGCUAAAACAAGCUAAAAAAAAAAAAGAAAAGACAAGGAUGAUGCUAGCAUGAGUAUGGUGGCAGGGUGGAAUGUAUCUAAGUAUAUUUAUUCAAGUGCCGUACUAUAGAGGCAUAAUAUGUGGCAAUUGCUGUUUGCUGUUCGAAAACAACCCAGUCAAAUUUGGCAAAGUUUGAAGUACUUGUUCUCUACCUGAGUAUUUCCACUUUAUUAACUUUAUAUUUGUACUCCACUAUAUUUUAGAGUCAAAUAUUGUACUUUUUACACCACCACAUUCUGUGGUGGUGCUGAAAUUUGCAAGUUAAAAGAUGCUUCUGUAUGGGUUGAGAAACUUAUGUAUUUAUGCUAAAUAAAGUAUUUUGAAUUAGA
Messenger RNA from Scatophagus argus, 1129 nucleotides. Its product is annotated as paired amphipathic helix protein Sin3a-like. Lineage: Eukaryota; Metazoa; Chordata; Actinopteri; Scatophagidae. Gene Ontology annotation, cellular component: chromatin. The coding region runs from base 75 to 473 and encodes 132 amino acids. The record is from RefSeq and is a predicted model, not a curated record. Gene Ontology annotation, biological process: negative regulation of transcription by RNA polymerase II. The transcript has 5 exons. Gene Ontology annotation, molecular function: transcription corepressor activity.